Molecule: messenger RNA, 351 nt
Organism: Rotaria sp. Silwood1
Lineage: Eukaryota; Metazoa; Rotifera; Eurotatoria; Philodinida; Philodinidae
Source: the annotation of a GenBank genome assembly
AUGCGACUUCAUGAUACAUUAGAAUCAUGUAUCCAUUAUGUAUCUAUGGAAAAUUUAAAAUAUUCUGAUCAACAAAACCAAUAUCUAACAAUUAAAAAACGAAAGAAUAAUGAUAAUAUUCAUAAAAUUAUUAAUGAAAAUUAUUGUAAACUUGGUUAUUAUUUAACUUAUAAACAAGCUUUAAUUCUUAUUGAUUAUGCUGAUCCAGAAUAUGAACAUGAACUUUCAUUUUUAAUUACAAUACAUGAUAUUAUUUCACAAGAACGUUUUAAAACUUUAUUAAAAUCAAUGAAUAAUGAAAUUAAUUUUGAAGAAUUUUCUACAAUUAUUCUUUCAAAACAACAAGUAUAA